Adineta steineri is the source of this 2022-nucleotide messenger RNA. NCBI's taxonomy places the organism in Eukaryota, Metazoa, Rotifera, Eurotatoria, Adinetida, Adinetidae. The record is from the annotation of a GenBank genome assembly.
AUGGAGCGGGGUUUACGCCUUACCUUGGCAUUGUUGGCUUCAUUAUGUAUUUUAAUUGAUGGAAGCCAUUAUCGUGGUGGUAUCAUUACCUGGCGUCCGUUAAACAAUACAGUACAGGGUACCACUACACAAAUUCUUUUACAUCAAAGAUAUUUUUGGUACAGAUUAUGGAGCAGUUUUCCUGCACCUUUAUGCAGGGAAGCAGAUGUCGCUAGCCAAAGACCUAUUGUCGUAGCAGGUGCUGCUUUGAUCUGUUUAGCAAACUGCGCAACUUCUCCUACAUUUCCUCCAUCAAUUUCAGCCAAUAUGAUAACUUCAGAUUGUGAUAAUUCAACGAUCAUUGAAUCAUGGGGUGGUGAACUCUACACUAAUCUGACACUACAUUUGACAACAGACAUUACAAUUGGCUAUAACUCAAGUGCAUGGUUGUCUGCACUCUUUAAAGGUAGUGGUGGUUGGUCAAUUGUCAAUCGACUGAAUCUAGUUCCGAGACCUGAUGGUUUUAUCAACUCCAGUCCUGUUACAACUACAUUACCAUGUAUACUUUACCCAAGAAAUGUACCAAUACUUCAUAUUGUGCAAAUGUCAGAUAAUGAUUAUAGUGAUUAUUUGCUAUGCCGUUGGGCCAAUUCGAAUCAAACAUAUAAUUACGACCACGUUAAUGAAUGUGAAGGUGUCUGUAGUGCAAUGCCCAAUGGCACCUUACUCUUCGCAUCCAAUUGUACGUUGCAAUUCAUUCUACCUCAGGCUAAUAUAUAUUAUGCCUGUGCAUUGCAAAUCGAAGAUUAUUAUACCAAUAGCUCUUUGGAGCCAAUGAGUUCGGUUCCAAUACAAUUUUUAUUCUAUGCAUACAUUAUUCCUGUUGGUGCAUGUGGAACUCUUCCUUCAAUUAUUGGUGUUCGUCCAAAUAGAGCUUGCAUUGGAGUUCCAGUUGGUGUACAGCUCAAUGAAACUAUAGAGGUACAAACAUACUGUCCUGGUCAAACAAUUGUUAAUUUUGUCACUAGUUCACCUAUUGGAAUGACACAUAGUGUUAUUAGUAAUCCAAGUCCUGGUUUAUGGAUAAUGACAUUGACAUGGACACCUGUAGAAAACCAAUUAGGUCCUCAAGGUUUUUGUGCUGGAGCAGUUGACAAUAGUACUCUUCAAUCAGCUCCAUGGUGUAUCACAUAUCUAGUUGGCUAUGACUCACCGAAUUUAAUUCAUCCCAUAUUGGUACAAGGAUCAGCAAGUCCAAUAGGUACUGUUUUUGCAAACCAGUCGUUGUUUUCUAUACAAGCAACAAGUGCAGUUGGUCGUCCUACUCGUAAUGGAACAAACAUCUGUUUUCACUUGGACACUACAAAUGCAACUGUUCUAUGUUAUGAUGCUGGAUAUUCUCCAAAUGUUAUUUAUACUGGAUAUACUAUUGUAAUUGUUACAGAUAUAACAUGGACACCUGGCCAAUCCUAUUAUGUAACAAUGGAUGAUGGGUUUGCUAGUGGAAGUGUCUUUUGUCAUGCUGAAUCAUUAGCCAUUACUGAUAAAACAUUUUGGCGAUUCGAUAUCUGGAAUCCAGCACAUUCGAGUACAACCACAACUACUACUACUCCACCAACAACUCACACAGUUACAAGCUUAGGAACAACUACUACUUCAAUCAAUACUGCAUGUACAACAAGUGGAAUAGUAGUGACUACUACAAAUGCUUCUACGACUACAACAGCUGUCACUACCACACCUCCAACUACCGGUGGUCCAACAACAGCAGGACCAACUACAACAGGUGCAACAACUGAAUCAACUAUUCCUGUUUUUUAUCCAAAGGAUUUUGAAAAUGCAUGUCAACAACCAGUUGCAAUUAUGUCAUUGAUUAUGAUGAUUGGUUUUAUGCCUAUACAUACUCUGGUAAUGUAUGCUGCUUUUACAAAAUUCUCGAAUAUGCACAAACCAUCAAAUAUCGCUGCAAGAACAAGACAUCAACAACGAAUGAAAAAUAUUCUUGGACCUAAAAAAACAUUUACACGUGUCUCAAAUAUUUGA